Rhinichthys klamathensis goyatoka is the source of this 3103-nucleotide messenger RNA. It is a transcript of the gene atp2a1, whose product is annotated as ATPase sarcoplasmic/endoplasmic reticulum Ca2+ transporting 1. The record is from RefSeq and is a predicted model, not a curated record. The transcript has 23 exons. Gene Ontology annotation, biological process: calcium ion transmembrane transport; intracellular calcium ion homeostasis. Gene Ontology annotation, molecular function: P-type calcium transporter activity; ATP hydrolysis activity; ATP binding. Gene Ontology annotation, cellular component: membrane. Lineage: Eukaryota; Metazoa; Chordata; Actinopteri; Cypriniformes; Leuciscidae. Bases 47 to 3064 code for a protein of 1005 amino acids.
UACAUCUUGUUUUGUUUUUGUGAAGUCUCCCCUUUGAGCAGACAGGAUGGAGAACGCACACACCAAGGAAACAGCAGAAUGCCUGGCCUACUUCGGCGUGAACGAGAGCACAGGCCUCGCUCUAGAUCAGGUCAAGAAAAACCAAGAAAAGUUUGGAUUCAACGAGCUGCCCGCUGAAGAAGGCAAGACCAUCUGGGAGCUGGUGGUUGAGCAGUUUGAAGAUCUCUUGGUCAGGAUCCUGCUGUUGGCUGCCUGCAUCUCUUUUGUACUGGCCUUGUUUGAGGAAGGUGAGGAAACCGUCACUGCCUUUGUCGAGCCUUUGGUCAUUCUCCUCAUCCUUAUCGCCAAUGCUGUGGUUGGAGUAUGGCAGGAGCGUAAUGCAGAGAGCGCAAUUGAGGCUCUAAAGGAGUAUGAGCCAGAAAUGGGCAAAGUCUACCGCGCUGACAGAAAGAGCGUACAGAUGAUCAAAGCCAGAGAGAUCGUUCCUGGAGACAUCGUGGAAGUGUCAGUUGGUGACAAAGUCCCUGCUGAUAUCAGAAUCACCGCGAUCCGCUCCACAACUCUGCGUGUGGACCAAUCUAUCCUCACUGGUGAGUCUGUAAGUGUGAUUAAACACACAGAGUCUGUUCCUGACCUCAGGGCUGUCAACCAGGACAAGAAGAACAUGCUUUUCUCUGGCACUAACAUCGCUGCUGGCAAGGCUAUCGGAGUUGUGGUUGCCACCGGUGUCUCAACUGAGAUCGGUAAGAUCCGUGAUCAGAUGGCUGCCACUGAGCAGGAGAAGACCCCCUUGCAGCAGAAGCUGGAUGAGUUCGGUGAGCAGCUCUCCAAAGUCAUCUCCCUCAUCUGUGUGGCUGUCUGGCUUAUCAACAUUGGCCACUUCAACGACCCAGUCCACGGCGGCUCCUGGAUCCGUGGUGCUGUCUACUACUUCAAGAUCGCUGUGGCUCUUGCCGUAGCCGCCAUUCCCGAAGGUCUGCCUGCUGUCAUCACUACCUGCUUGGCUCUGGGAACCAGACGCAUGGCUAAGAAGAAUGCCAUCGUCCGCUCUCUUCCCUCUGUAGAGACUCUGGGCUGCACAUCUGUCAUUUGCUCAGACAAGACUGGCACCCUCACCACCAACCAGAUGUGUGUUACAAAGAUGUUCGUCAUUGAAAAGGUGGAGGGUGAAUCUGUGGCUCUUGACCAGUAUGACAUUUCUGGAUCCAAGUACACACCAGAGGGAGAAGUUACUAGGGGGGGACUUCCUGUCAAGUGUGGCCAGUACGAUGGCCUUGUUGAGCUGGCAACCAUCUGCGCCUUGUGCAAUGACUCUUCUCUGGACUUCAAUGAGUCUAAAGGAAUCUAUGAGAAAGUGGGUGAGGCUACAGAGACUGCCCUGUGCUGCCUGGUUGAAAAGAUGAACGUGUUCAACACUGACGUCCGUGGUCUGUCCAAGGUUGAUAGAGCCAAUACAUGCUGCACUGUGAUCAAACAGCUUAUGAAGAAGGACUUUACUCUUGAAUUCUCCCGUGACAGAAAGUCCAUGUCUGCCUAUUGCUCCCCUGCAAAGGCCUCCAAGGCCCCUGUUGGAAACAAGAUGUUUGUCAAGGGUGCUCCUGAGGGUGUGAUUGAGAGAUGUGCCUAUGUGCGUGUUGGCACCACCCGUGUGCCCCUGACUGGUCCAGUUAAGGAUAAGAUCAUGGCUGUGAUCAAGGAAUGGGGUACUGGCCGUGAUACCCUGCGCUGCCUGGCUCUGGCAACCCGUGACAACCCUCUGAGAAGGGAGGAAAUGAACCUGGAGGACUCUACCAAGUUUGCUGAAUAUGAGACCGAUCUCACCUUUGUGGGUUGUGUUGGUAUGUUGGAUCCUCCUCGUAAAGAGGUUGUUGGAUCCAUUGAGCUGUGCAGGGCUGCUGGCAUCCGUGUGAUCAUGAUCACAGGAGAUAACAAGGGUACCGCUGUGGCUAUCUGCCGCCGUAUUGGCAUCUUCACUGAUGAUGAGGAUGUGACAGGCCGUGCUUUCACUGGCCGUGAGUUUGAUGACCUGCCACUGGCCCAGCAGAGAGAAGCUGUGCGUAAGGCUUGCUGUUAUGCUCGUGUCGAGCCCUCUCACAAGAGCAAGAUCGUUGAGUUCCUUCAAGGCUUUGAUGAGAUCACCGCCAUGACUGGUGAUGGUGUGAAUGAUGCUCCUGCCCUGAAGAAGGCAGAGAUUGGCAUUGCCAUGGGCUCUGGCACCGCUGUUGCCAAGUCAGCCUCUGAGAUGGUCCUGGCCGACGACAACUUCUCCAGCAUUGUGGCUGCUGUUGAGGAGGGCAGAGCCAUUUACAACAACAUGAAGCAGUUUAUCCGCUACCUCAUCUCCUCUAACGUCGGUGAGGUCGUCUGCAUCUUCCUGACAGCUGCUCUUGGUCUUCCUGAGGCUCUGAUCCCCGUUCAGCUUCUGUGGGUGAACCUGGUGACUGACGGUCUUCCUGCCACCGCUCUGGGCUUCAACCCCCCUGAUUUGGACAUCAUGGGCAAGGCUCCCCGCUCCCCCAAAGAGCCCCUCAUCUCUGGCUGGCUGUUCUUCAGGUACCUGGCCAUUGGAGGUUAUGUUGGUGCUGCAACUGUUGCUGCUGCUGGGUGGUGGUUCAUCUACUGUGACGAGGGCCCUAUGGUCUCUUUCUACCAGCUGUCCCACUUCAUGCAGUGCACUGCUGAGAACGAGGACUUUGCCGGUAUUGACUGCGGGGUGUUUGAGGCUGCUCCACCCAUGACAAUGGCUCUGUCUGUGCUGGUCACCAUUGAGAUGUGCAACGCUCUGAACAGCUUGUCUGAGAAUCAGUCUCUGCUGCGUAUGCCUCCAUGGAGCAAUUUGUGGUUGGUUGGAGCCAUGUCUCUCUCCAUGUCUCUGCACUUCAUGAUCAUCUAUGUGGACCCUCUGCCUAUGAUCUUCAAGCUAACCCAUCUCAAUGUAGAACAGUGGAUCGUUGUACUGAAGCUUUCUUUCCCCGUCAUCCUCAUCGACGAGCUGCUCAAGUUUGUUGCUCGCAACUACCUGGAGCUGAAAGAUGAGAAUCUAGUGUCCAAAAAGUGGGACUGAAAAAGAGAAAAAGAAGAACUGAGAAAAACACAGAACGAG